Messenger RNA from Anguilla anguilla (European eel), 3283 nucleotides. RefSeq names its product NXPE family member 2-like. Bases 920 to 2461 code for a protein of 513 amino acids. Lineage: Eukaryota; Metazoa; Chordata; Actinopteri; Anguilliformes; Anguillidae. The record is from RefSeq and is a predicted model, not a curated record. The transcript has 5 exons.
UUUUCUGUUUAUUUUUCUGGAACCUGGCCAACCUUCAUCGUAAUAACUAUUUCAUUUCUAAGUGUGUGCUUAGUUUGUAAGAGGUCAGAACACAGGAGAACUGUCAGUAUCAAAGCUCAUUUAAUUCAGAAAACAUUGACACUCAAUUUCAAUUACAUAAAUGAGGCUAAAGAUCGGGAAAUGUGUAGUUACAUUGCCUUCAUCAGUAGAAUUCAGUCAGCAAAUAUAAAAUGCACAGCUGGGAUGAAUAAAGAUAAAAUUCUAGUUGGUGGGUGUUAACAUACUAUGUACCAGUGAGGGUGAAACCGUGGAGAAAUUCCCUUGCAUUGCUCCAUUUAUCAUAUCAUGGGCCUGAGGUAAUGUGUUCAUACUACACUACUGUGACCUCUGCACUGAAACUGCUCAAAAUCAGCUGAGCUUUAUGGUCUAGGUUCAGGGCAUCUUCUGAUUUCAUGUGACGGCUAAUUUGCUCUGGAUCAAUUUCCAUAUGUGAUGCAGAAGCAAAUCGCCAAAAAUUGCCUAAAUAAAGAAAGCGCUUGAAUAAAUGUGGGCUACAAAGUAUAACGAAAGCAGGAGCAAUCACACAGGUGUAGUUAUUGAGUUAAUUAAGCAAUUAACCUCCCGACAUGCAGACGAUGCCUAGUCCAGCAGCCCACUGUUUUGGCAUUAGGAUUCUCAGUGAUUCUGAGCGAGGCACAGUUGUGGUUGUUUGAAAUAAGCUUCAGUGACUCAGGCUGUUGAACUUACUGACGUUUCAUGAGAGAUGGAUACAUAACAGAAAGGGAUACUAUGGUUGGUGUUUCUUUUAUUUUGGCAGUGAAGCUCACUGGGAUUGUUCAGUCAUGUAUCAUCAAAUGUGUUUGCAGUGUGUCUGCGUAUGUGUGUGCAGUCUCUGAGGUACAGAGAAACACCGAACUAAAUGAAAUACCCUCUGUCCCCCCAGGUGCUAUUGGAUCCUGUGUACCCCACCAACACAGAGCUGGAACAUGAGCCAACCGAAAAUCCAUUCAGAGAGAUGUCUGUGGAUGACAUAAUGCGUUCGGUAUGGGACGAUCUCCCAGCAGACGGCAACUUCAGCUCUAUUGAAAGCUCUUCCAGUGGCCAGCACAGUGUGGUCAACUUGGAGCAGCCCGGAGCCCAGUACUGUGUGGGGGACAGCUUAAUCGUGCUGGUGAACAUGAAGGACCACAGGGGGAACCCAAAGGUGCAUGGAGGCGACUUCAUCCUGGCCCGAAUCCACUCUCCCAAUCUCCAGGCUUCUGCAUCAGGAGAAGUUACUGACCUGCUCAAUGGCUCCUACCGGGUGCGUUUCCGCCUGUUCUGGCCUGGAGACGUACUGGUGUCUGUGCUUCUCAUGCACUCCUCUGAGGCAGUCGGGAUCCUCAGGAGAAUCAGUGCGCACAACUACGAUAAGAUCAUAUACACCGGAACCUUCUACAGUGGGAACAAAACUGAGCAAUCUCAGUGCGGCAUCCGGCUGAAAGCAGACAGGCCUCUCUGCGAGUACAGGAAGAAGGAAGACGCGGAGUACUACGCCUGUGUCCGACCCAAAACCCUUUCCUGCAGCACCCUGAGGACCAUGCGGUCCAGAAAUGGCCCAAUUUCUAACAUGGCCAGGGAUGAGCGUUUGCUCCUGAGCAGGAAAAACAUUGGAAUAGAAAUGAGAAACAGCUUUGGUCCUGUGAAAGUCAUCAGUUGUCCCGCAGGGACCCACAGACCGACUGAAAAGUGUGUGGCAGGGUUUGGAAUGACGUCCCCUUCACCGAGUGGCUACUUCUUUAGAAACAGAUGGUCUUCCACCUCUUGCCAGACGGGAAACUUCUUCAGUGCGGACGCCAUCAGCAGAUGUCUGAAGGGAAGGAACCUGAAACUCAUGGGAGACUCCACUGUGCGCCAGUGGCAAGAGACGCUCAUAAAAACGCUGAAAGGGCUGAAAUAUGUAAAUCCGUAUGAUACUCAUUACUAUGCCCUGGUUGUGGACCCACAAAGGAACAUCACUGUCCAGUGGAAGAUGCACGGACAUCCUUUCGUCACUGGCUACAACGUGGUCAAAGAUGCCGUGGGGUACAUUUUCAGAGAAGUAGACAGAGUAGCGGUUGACGACGUAGUGGUCAUUGGAGUGGGACAGCAUUUUAGGCCCUUCCCCCUGGAGAUCUUCGUCCAGAGGCUGAUCAACAUGCGCAAGGCCAUCCUGAGGCUCCACAAACGCAGCCCCCAGACCCUCGUCAUCAUCAAGCUGGAGAACACCAGGGAGUUGGACUCAGAUAUGACCCACCUGAGUGACUGGUUUGGCUACGUUCAGAACCUGGCUCAGAGAAAGGUGUUCAGGGACCUGAAGGUGGUGCUGGUAGACGCCUGGGACAUGACAACAGCCGCCAACACCUUCGCCAUCCACCCUAACAGCAUGAUUGUUUCCAAUGAGAUAGCCUUGGCUCUGUCACACCUCUGUCAUGAUGCAUAGAGGUUCUUUCUGAAAGGAACUAUAUAACAGGAGUUUCUAACUCCAUUUCUCUAGAGACUUUGUUUACAGUACACCCAGGGGCUUGUUACAAUACACUAGGAGCUUUGGAAUUUUAAGGUUUUUAAUUGCGUCCCUAUUAGUAAUAGUAGGUGUUUGAUUCUGGGGUGGAAUUUGAGUGCUUAUUAAUGAUUAUACAAUGACAAUGUAGUAUACUGGCUAAGGAGUUGGUCCUGUAACCUAAAGGUUGCAGGUUCGAUUCCCUGGUAGGACACUGCCGUUGUACCCUUGAGCAAGGUACUUAACCUGCAUAGCUCCAGUAUACAUCCAGCUGUAUAAUUUGAAUACUAAACUGGCUUGGGCUGACCACAUGCCAUUUUCACUGCAGCUGUUUUACCUCAGUUUUCAUCAGACAUGACACUUUUUGCAAAGACAUUCAAUAACCAUAUUCACCUCACCUAUUAACUUUCAGUUUUGAUGAAUAUCUUUUCAUAUUUAGAUCUGGGCUAUUAAAAGCCUUGAUCAAGAUACUUGCUACCUAGCAGUUUCUAGUCAGUCACCUAGCGAAGCUACCUGGUAAUACUGAGCUCUUUGUGAAAAUUAGGGAUGGGUACCAGUAAUGGAUUGAUCGAUUACAUGUCAGAUAUGUGCCUACUUGAUCUUCUGAUUUUCUCAUAAAGGCUAGGCUACACAAGGUACAACUAGGCUAUGUGUUGGAACUUGGCUCCAUUCAUUAAUUUACAUUACAUUACAUUACAUUACAGGCAUUUGGCAGACGCUCUCAUCCAGAGCGACAUACAAAGUGUAUAACCGUAACCAGGGACA